Homalodisca vitripennis (glassy-winged sharpshooter) is the source of this 2559-nucleotide messenger RNA. Its product is annotated as ubiquitin carboxyl-terminal hydrolase puf-like. Lineage: Eukaryota; Metazoa; Arthropoda; Insecta; Hemiptera; Cicadellidae. The record is from RefSeq and is a predicted model, not a curated record. The transcript is spliced from 15 exons. The annotation marks the transcript as partial.
CAUGUGUGAUAUUUGUGCGGAUUUUUCGGAACUGCUUAACAAUUUUUCAGAUCAUGAUAAGAUAAAUAGGUUGGAUGGAAGUGAUUUACCCCUGCUGAAAAAGAAGGAGAUUGAACAUGUCUUCACCUUCAUUCAUACUUGGAUUCAGAGACAAUGUUUUUGCUGUUUCCGGGAUCCAAAGAACUAUGAGAAAUUUCACCUGAUAACCCAAAGUAUUAUAUUGUUGGUUGUGAAACAGUUGAAAGCCUACAAGGGCCAAGAUGUGAUAGAAUCGGACACUUCACAGAAUGAAGAAGUAAAGAAAGGUGGAAAAGAUGGUGGAAGCGAAGUGAAAAUUGUUGAAGUUACAGAUGAAAAAAAUGCUUCUGAUGAAGAAAAAGAUAAAGGCAAGGAGGAAAACAAUGAUAAAAGCAAAACACCAGUGAUUGAAGAAGAGAAGAAAGAUGUUUGGACAAUCCAGGACAUGGAGAAGUUACUGCACUUCCUGUCGAAGGUGUUCCUACUCAACUUCCCGCUGUACGCUGCAUACAAGCAGAGUCUCCAAACUAAAAUGGAGGAGCUGACGCAGCAAGAGGUCACUGUAUUGAGCAAUUUCUGUGAUGUCCACGAUCUUGAGAUACCCAUCCACCUGUUACGCAAUGUCUGUCUGUUCUGCAGGAGCGGGGGUGUGGAAGCCAUGACAGCAUGUUUUGAACAUCAGACUCUGCCAUUACCAGUGGCACAUGCCAUCAUUUCUGUGGUGUGCAACCUGAAACUGUGGCUCAACUUCCGCUCGAUUAUGCAACUCUUCAUCCCUCUACGCUCAAAGGUGUUGCGUUACAUGUGCAAUAUGGCGGACAAGGACUUGCGUUCACAGGGCAUUAAGGCUAUGGCAGAUUUCAUGUGGAGUGCUGUGAAGGAUCCCAUGGACUCACCGGUGCAGUUCGACCGUGACGGACUGGACCUGGCAUUCAAAUACUUUACAUCGUCGACACUCACCAUGCGACUGGCAGGAGUUUCACAGAUCAACUCCCACAUCAACAUGUUCAAUGAGAUGUGCAACAGUGAGAACAUCAUGGAGGUGGAGAAUGUGGGGCAGAGUUUAGCCGCUUGGCUCAUUGAUAACAACAUCAUCUCACACAUUUUUGGACCCAACUUGCACGUCGAGGUUAUCAAGCAGAGCCAUGUGAUCCUCAGUUUCCUGGCAAUGGAGUGUAAGAUAACCAAUGAACACAUUGACGUGAUCUGGCAGGCCGCACAGCUCAAACACUGCAGCAAGCAGGUUCAUGACUUACUGCCUCCACUGAUCAAGAACCUAGAAGCCGGACCUGUGCUACACCUCUACCAUCUUCUCUGCAAGCUAGAGCCGAAAGAUCACACAGAGCAAAGUCUCUAUCUGGCCUCAACUAUCAUAAAGUUCCUAUGGUCAAGCAAUGGAUCGUACAAUGGACUAGGUGAGCCUCCUGGUAGCUUCGUCUGUCUCACAGGAUAUGCAAAGGCAACCCAACGUCAAAUGAGCAGCUCUGACAACAGCAACUCAGAGGGUGACACAUCUGAGGGUCACAAGAGUGACAGUGAUGGUAGUGAUGGCCCAACCCCUCGGAAACGACAGAAACAGAGGAAAGCUGCUGUCGGUGAAGAGGAUAGUAGCGAUGCUGAAAGUAUAAAGGUAGAAGAUUUAGAUGAAGAUGAAGCAUCAGCCAAUAAAGAAACAGCUGGGAAAGGAAGCUCUCCUUCUGUCAGGCGGGUGAAGCGAAAAAUUUCAGGGAGGACUCCACAUGAUCCUAAACUGACGAAGCAGAAUGUUAAGCACGACAAGGCUGAGUUAGGCUCAUCAAAUGCAAUACGAGAAAGAAUGAAACUACAUAGGCAACAGAAGGCAAUCAGAGAGAAAAUGAAAGCCAUGGACCACCAACAUCAAAAGGACGAGAACAGCAACUCAGUGAAAAUGGACGAAUGCUCAGAAGAAGAGGAAGAUGAGGAGGAGGAAGACGAGGAUGAGGAAAGUGAGAGCGAGGAGGAGGGAGUCAUGAUGGCAAGUCGACUGGCACUUGAUCCAGAGGCUGUCAAGGUGGUCACAGACCAGGAAGUGCCCAACUUAAUGCUCAGACAAGGGUCAGACUAUAUCCAGCUGGUGAGCAGACAGUCACCAGACUGUGGACAAACAGCUGUCAUGACAGAACUGGCCAGCCUGGUGCAGAACGCCCCUCACUGUCGUCCCUUUAUCACCACCUCAUUCCAGCCCAAUGCUCAUGAAAUGAUGGAGGAAAUUUUGAGUGUGGAGGAUGGUGAUGGGGAUGGAAGCUUAUCUUCAAGGAUGAGCAACAAGUCAGAGAAGAACAUGGCUGACUUUGAUGGAGAGGAGUCUGGAUGUGAUGAGGAACUCGCACAGUUUGCUGCUAGAGCACAGAUGUUACAAGCCCACCUGACACCUCAGCAGCUGGGACAAAUGGCCAGGAUGCACGCCAAUAAGGUGGCACUCCACCACUUGGCCCCUGUCUUGUCACAGUUCAACCUGGAGAAUGUGUGCAAGCCUGGUAAACCACGUUGCUCUGGGAUCUGCUACAGGAUGAUAAGAUU